This is a messenger RNA of Brassica rapa (field mustard), 7380 nucleotides long. RefSeq names its product putative methylesterase 11, chloroplastic. The record is from RefSeq and is a predicted model, not a curated record. Gene Ontology annotation, biological process: salicylic acid metabolic process; jasmonic acid metabolic process. NCBI's taxonomy places the organism in Eukaryota, Viridiplantae, Streptophyta, Magnoliopsida, Brassicales, Brassicaceae. Gene Ontology annotation, molecular function: methyl salicylate esterase activity; methyl jasmonate esterase activity; methyl indole-3-acetate esterase activity.
UUUAGUCGGAUCCUGUAACACACUUUUGAGUAUAACCAUUUACAAGUACCUACUGCUUAAUGCACGAAAGUCUUUUGUCUCCACUGGAAGGUCUCCCAUCGUCCUGUAUUAUAACAAUCAAGAGAGUUAGGCAUGGAUAUAAGAUCAGAACGAUUGUUGGUUUUGAAGCAUAACCCGUGUUCAGAUCAUGUCAGAGCUCCACUGACACCACCGAUGACCAUAGUCAGAAUCAAAAGGGUAAGUGACAAUCACUUCUAGGGAACCAUCUCAGAGUGAAUUUGCAACUGGUCUCAGCUUAAAAAUCUGUAAGGCACAAUAGAACACAAACUGUGUGUGAUCUGGCGUGUAGAAAAGGACUUGAUGUCCUCGACCUUCCACCAGCUUAUCAGACCCAUCAGCUUGCCCAGAACUUAUCAAAUUUUGGGUAAAUUUUGCAUAGAAAUGGUAUCACCCGACUGUUAGUGAUAAGGAAUCUUUUUUAGGAAAGUUGUUUUAUUAUUCACUUCACUUUCUCUACGUAUAGAGCAAUAUAUUAUUAAACAACAUCGCUUUCACAAUUUUAAAAAAUAUUAAAUCUUAUGUAUAACAAAAAACACAAGUUGACAAACUUGGUGGUGCAUUUGUAUUUCUUCUCUGAGAAUUUCUGUCUUCUCUAUGAUAGCGAGGGACGUUUCCGUCUUCACUCCAUGAGGGACGAAGAAGCUAAGGCUAAACCAUUAAGCUCGACCUGGAGGAGAACGAUUGUUGAGUUCAUCAAGUUAGAUUUCGGUAAUGUUGUGAUGGUGACUGGAGGUAGAAACAGAGGGCGUGUUGGUGUGAUUAGAAACCCUGUGAAGCUUAAGGGAAGCUUUGAGACUACCACCACAUACAAGACUCAACAGGACAUGAGUCUGCAACAAGGUUGAGGAAUAUGUUCACGCUAGGCAAAGGGUCAAAGCGUUGAAUGUCUUUUAUUAAGGGUUUAGGAUGUUAAUCAUUUAUGCAAUUAAAUUGAUUUGCAAAUAAUAUAUAUUCACAAGUCCAAGUAAAUUUUACUCAUUUUCAAAUCGAAUACAGUAAAAAAAUUCAUUAUAUACACUUUUUUGAGCAUUUUUAUUCACGCUAUCUUAUUUUAACCGAAAACACACAAAAUAUUGAAAUUAACUAAUAUAAUUAACUUAUGAUUUUAAAUUAAAUUAUUAAAAUACUUAUAUCUACAAUUGUAACAAAUAUGUUUAUAGAUAUAUCUAUAUAUAUAAAUAAAUUUUGGAUAUCUCCGGUUACUCAUUUGAUUCUUGGUUUAGACCAGAUUGGGUCCUGGAUCUUCGGAUACAUCAAUUUAGGACCCAUUCGGUUAUUUAUCACAUAUCUGAUCGAGUUCGGAAGCCUGAUUUUCGGGUUGAUUUAGGUCGGAUCUUUGGGUUUGGAUAUUUUGCGUAGCCCUAAUUUUACUAUUAAAAUAGUUGAGUUAUGACUUCAUAUAUUUCAUUAUCUUUCAAAUGUUAAAAAUUUGAAUUAUUUUGUUUAAUAAUUUGAUAUACCAAUAAGUCAAUUCUUAAGUAAAACAUUUUCAUACCUUGAUUAUAUUUUGGCUGUUUGUGUUUAAAAAUCUCGAUUCAAGGAAUUAUACUACCUUCCUUUUCUGAUGUAGAAUUUUCGUAGAUAUGGAAAUUUAUUUUUUGUUUCACUAUAUAAUUUUUUUUUUAUAUUUCAAUGUAACUUUAUUAAUUGGAUAUUGUUUGGCCAAUUAAAUUAAGUAAAUUACUGUGUAAUUGAUUAAAUUAAUAUAUUAAAUGAUAGUUUUCUAAAGUAAUAACUCUUAAACAUUACAGAUUUUAAUUAAAAGUGGAAGAAAUAAGCCUCAGAUAGAGUGUCCACAUAGACAAAAAUAAUCGUCCAAUGAGAAACUAUAUUUUUGACAUGUCACCUCCUCUAUUUUUUUUUACAAAAUGAUCCUUUAACUUUUUACUUAAACAAUUAUAACCGAAAAUAUAUUUUUAAUGAAAUAUAUUAUUUAUAUAAAUAUAAUUAUAUUUUCUAUUUACAUAAUAGUUUGUAAAGAAAUAUUUAGUGUAAAUAAUAUCAUAAUUUUAUAAAAUACUAAAAGAAAUUGGGCUGGUUUUCAACUUUCACAAAUAAAAUAUAUUAUUUGUAAACUUAGAAAAAAAUAUAUCAAGAAUAUUCUUUUUUAGGAUAGAAAAUAGAAAAAUACAUCGGAGACAAAUCCAUCUCUAUUAUGAAAUUCCUUUAUUAUAAAGAAAAAAAUAGAGGAAUACAUUGGAGAUGGUCUAAGGCAUGGCCAACGUAAAUAAUCGGCGUUGAGAUUUCAGCUUUUCUGAUUCUUACUAUUCUAAUGUUUCAAUAUAAUUUGAAUAUUCCUUUUGUUUUAUAAUAUAAUGGUUUAAAAAUGUUUUUUUGUUUCACUAUAUAAAUUGGUUUUAUAUUUCAAUGUAACUUUAUAUUUAUUGGAUAUUGUGUGGCCAAUUAAAUUAUGUAAAUUAUUGUGUAAUUAAUUAAAUUUAUAUAUUAAAUGACAGUUUUCUAAAGUAAUAACUUUUAAACAUUAUAGAUUUUAAUUAAAACUGAUUACAUUUUGAAAUAUAUAAACUAACUUUAUAUAGAUAUGAGGACAAAUUUGUAAAGUGGUCUCACCUUGAAUUUCUCUCAUUCUGUGCAUUCCUAAUUGGAAGAAGAUAAUUAACAUCUAAUAUUAUGUUACUUUCAGUAUAUUAGAAAUGGUCGAACCGUAAACCAACGAAGGAUGAUGUAAAGAAGACAUAAAAAUGUAUUUCCAGUUAUCACAAAUAUAUAAUCAAUUGACAACAACUUAAUUAUAUCCAACAUAGAAGAGUUUUCAUACCAUCUAAUAUUAUAAUAUCUCACUAUAUUAGUGGCUAAAUCAGUUUUCUCUAGCACAAAUACUCAUUCCAUUCUUGGAGAUUAAGCGUUUCUAUCUGAUGAUAUUAGUAGUUUGAUCUUAAAAAAAAACGGUCAAACUAUACAUUGUAAUUGGAGAAAGAAAACAAUCAAAAAUCAACAGACUUUUAAGGUAUAUGAAAAAAAAAUUAGAAAUAGCAAUUCUCUACAAUUAAAGAAUAAGGCAAUAAAAUUUUAAAAAGAAAAAAUAAAACAAAAAAUAUACAAAAAAAAGAAAAAUUUAGAAAAAUAAAAUCAUAAUAUAAUUUCCAUAAUUGAUAGUGCUCAGCUACACUAAAAAGUCUAAAUUUACAACAUACACAGUUUUAGGUUAUUGAAGUACUUUUUUCGUGAAUUUAUUCGAGAUGAGAUUCCGAUGUUUUAAACUAAGAUAAUUUAUGUUCUAUACAUAAUUAUGUUUUUUUUACAUAACUUCAAAAUCUCGGACUUGAUUCUUUAUAUUUUAUUAGUUAAUUGUGUUACAUAUUGUAGAAAUACUUACUUCAAACUAAUAAUAUAUAAAAAAUCAAACUUAAAAAUUAGUUAUAUAUAAUUUAAUAUACAAAAAUUUACAUAGAAAUAAAAUGAUAAAUGUAACAAAUUUAAAUAUAUUAUCUGCGCGUAGCGCGGAGAAAGGAUCUAGUCUCUAUAAUAUUGAUAUGCAUUUGUCGAUAAAAAGUUGAUGAUGUAAUUACAAUCAUGCAUUAAUAUUUAGUCAAACACAAAAAACUCUAUUGAAUUUAAAACAUGGUGGUGGAUAGAGAUGGCAAAGUUAAUAAGUUAUUUCUCCGCUGGAGAGGAGAAAUUAAAGAGGCCAUUGUCAAAUAUCGUCUACUAAAAUUUAAAACCACUUGUACUUAUCAUAUGAUGGCAUACAUAUUGCAUUGGGAGAGAGAAUUCACAUGCUGUGUGAUAAUGAUAGUCUACUUAUCUUGUCAUAUAUUUACUCAUAUGCGUCAUAUGCCUCGGGAUCUAAUUCUCCUAUCUUAAAAUGACUUUUGUAUAUUAUAUAGUGGUGGUUUUAACAAAAUUUUGAUCAUAUUUGGAAUAAAUGUGUGAUUUAUUAGUCCUUUUCUAUAUCUUAGUGAAACUCAAUGUGGAAGAGUGCUUUGUCUUUCUAAGUGGAUAGCCACGAGAAAGUUACACUCAAUAUCUUUAUAUAUAAAGUUGCGUUUGCUUUCCUCGUAGGCCGGCCACGUAGACGGACACGUCAGUAAUUCGAGUCUUUAGAACUGACAUGUAUCCGCGUCCAAAACGUGGCGUUUCAUUAACUUGGAGUUGGAGAUCGUGUGAGCUUUUGGUGUAACUCAUAAACAUGCAGGAAUAUUGCAUGUGGGCUUUAAAUCAAAUUAAAAAUAAUACUUUUAACAAUAUACUUUUAUAUUUUAGUACACAAAUAAUAUCGUGUUCUUCAUCUUAUGAAUACGUCAUAAAAACAGCUCUUAUGAUAUUGUUGAUAUUCAAUCCGAUCAUACUGGUAUGACAAAUUAAUAUAAAUCAACAUAACCGAGUACGAUGCUUUUAAUUGGAUUUACAUGUGUCGAAAAUACAGUAAAAUGUUUUUAUUUACUUUAAUGUGUAAAACAGCCCGUAAAAAAAAAUAGAUGAACCAAUAGGUUUAUAGUAUAUUAGUGAACGUACAUAUAAAAUGUUCAAUAUUAUAUAGUGAAUGCAAAACUGAAUUUACUAAUUUGAUAUACAUAUACUGAGCAUUUAACAUUUAUCCCGCCAAAAUCGCAAAAACGUGUUAUCCCGCCAUAACACAUAUCCCGCAAAAACGCAUUUUCCGCCAAAAUGCUUUUUCCGCCAAAAUCCGCAAAAACGCGUUUAUCGCCAAAACCGCAAAACGUGUUUUCCGCCCAAAUGCAUUUCCCCGAAAACCGUAAAAACGUAUUUUCAUACCAAAACCACAAAAACGCGAUUUCCCGCCAAAACCCCAAAAACACAUUUCCCGCGAAAACCGCAAAAAUACAUUUUUCCGCCAAAACAAAAAAAAAUAUGUUUUCCCGCCAAAACCGAAAAGCAUAUUUUCCGCCAAAACCGAAAGUCUCAUUUUCCGGACAAACCUAAAAAUGUGUUUUCCCGCUAAAAUCGAAAUUUUUUGUUUUCCUGCCAAACCGUAAAAUGCAUUUUCCCGCCAAAACCAAAAAAUCUCAUUUCUCCGCCAAAACCGAAAAAUGUGUUUUCCUGCUAAAACCGAAAAAUUUUGUUUUUCCGCCAAAACCGCAAAAAUGUAUUUUCUCGCCAAAACCAAAAAUUAUUUUUUCCCGCCAAAAUUGAAAAAUCUCGUUGUUCCGUCAAAAUAAAAAAAAUUGUUUUCUGCCAAAACCGAAGCUAUAGUUGGUUUAUUAUUAAUACUUGUUUUAGUUUGAAACUUUAAAGUUUUUUUUUCCAAAUAUAGUUAAAAUUAAUAUCAGCCAUAUGAUUAAAUCAACACAAGAGUAUUUUGGUAAUUUGUUUACUAAACUCAUUUGGAUGGAAAUAAAUGUAAAAAACAAACAUAAGAUUCAUUUAGAUGAUCAUCUAGAUGAGCUAUCUCGAUGGACAAAACAAACAAUCACAAAAAUCUGGAUGGAUCAUUUAGAAUAGAUCAUACAAAUGAAUCAUCUAGAUGGAGAUAACAUAUGGUAAAACGAACAGCCCCUAGCUAUCUCAGAACUGCUUCAAUAGUUGCAGAAACUCAAAAUUGCUAUCAUCUCUAUAGAGGCUCCUAGCUACCUCACAAAUUAAAUAGCCAUUCUACUUAUUUAGUUGCUUCUUCUCAGGCUCAGCCCAGAGCACAGGCAAAGUAAGCCAUCAUCAAAGUAACUUCAUCCCACUUCCACCUUAGGAUUUGAAUGCACCAACACAUAUACUAGGUGAAACUUUUGAAUGUAAAGAGUGACCACAAUGAAAAAAAAAAUGUGAAGUGUGGGCAUAAAAAACAAUAUAUUUCAAUAGAAACUCCUUUAUUAAAAAAAACAAAAAAGAAAGUAAUUAUAAAAUUGUAUGCACUUUCCACUUUAGCAUGAUGGUCCCUCUGUAGACUCACGGUUACACACGAUGAGAAGGCUAUUCAAAAGUUGCCAGCUUCUCGCCACCACUUUCACCUGAACCCACACGUCACCUUCUCUCUCUCUCUCUUAAAACUCCAUAAAGCUUUCUUACUCUGUCUCUCUCUCAAGUUUCUUCAUGGGAAACCUCUGUUCUUUGUUUGCUCCGCCUAAGCCCGUCAAGAAGAGACGACCCAUCACUAAGCGACAACCAUCCGUACCCAGAUCAGCUUCCGGUCCUAGGAACAGGCUCAGAUCGUCUUCUUCUUCCUCCACGAGGGACAACAAGUUCGAAGAUGCCAUUUUGUUCGGACAGCAGAACGGCGGCGAAGCUGGAUCGCUUCCGUUUGAUCGGUCCGCAUCGCAGCGUUAUCCUGUUUCUGGUUCGAAGAAGAAUCAGUUGCCUCGGAGCUCCAGUACAAGGUCAAGAUCCUCCACGGAUCCUCUGUUGCAGCCUCAUCAGUUUCUUAACAAGGGUGUAAAGCUAGAUGACUUGGAAACAAACCAUUUUAUCCUCAUCCAUGGAGGAGGUUUCGGCGCUUGGUGUUGGUACAAAACCAUCGCGCUCCAAGAAGAAGAUGGUUUCAAAGUUACAGCCAUAGACUUGGCUGGUUGCGGUAUCAACUCAUGCAACAUAAACAGCAUCGCAAGCUUAUCACAGUACGUGAAGCCACUUACUGAUGUUCUUGAAAAGCUUCCCACAGGAGAGAAGGUGAUCUUGGUUGGUCAUGACUUCGGUGGAGCUUGUAUAUCUUACGCUAUGGAACUGUUUCCUUCCAAGAUCUCAAAAGCUGUGUUCCUCGCUGCAGCCAUGUUGACUAAUGGUCAGAGUACACUCGACAUGUUCUCGCUGCAGGCAGGUCAGAGCGAUUUAAUGAGAAAAGCUCAGAUAUUUAUCCACACAAACGGCAAUGAACACCCUCCAACGGCCAUUGACUUAGACAAGUCUCUUCUUAAAGACCUUUUGUUCAAUCAAAGCCCUUCAAAGGAUGUUGCAUUGGCUUCUGUGUCAAUGAGGUCAAUCCCGUUUGCGCCGGUUCUUGAGAAACUCUCUCUCUCAGAUGGUAACUACGGAUCAGUGAGACGGUACUACAUAGAGACGCUGGAAGACAAUGCUAUACCGUUGGCUCUCCAAGAACACAUGAUCAAUAGUAGUCCACCUGAAAAAGUUUACCGGUUAAAAGGUGCUGACCAUGCUCCUUUCUUCUCUAAGCCACAAGCUUUGCAUAAAUUUUUGCUUGAGAUUGCCAGGAUUAGAGCCUCUCACAGAUAGAUGUCUUCAUACAUUAUAUUUUGUUUUUUCUUGUUUCAUUUUGUUUCUGGCUUUUUUUUCUUACUGUUAUGUCUGUAUUUCUUUCUUGUUGUUGUUCUGCUUUCACAAGAAACAAAAUGUUUAUAGAAAAUGUUAUUUAUUUUGGCCAUAUGAUCAAUAAUAUCAGAAUAAUUUGUUGUU